AGAAACCACCUUUUGUGCUGGCGGCAGCAGGAGCUGGUGAUCGGGAGAAGUCCGGCUCAGCGCUCCGGCUUUGGGACGGGAUUACACGCUCCUUACACACGCUCAUGGAGCCUCCGACGACUUGGAGCUCUGAGAGAGUCAGCGCCUGGCUCCGAGGUCUGGACGCGUCUCUGCAGCAGUACUCAUUAGAACAAUGGCAACUCAGUGGGAUGGAUCUGCUCCAGUUAUCUUCACAGCAACUCGAAAAGCUCGGCGUACACAAGAUCGGACACCAGGAACUCAUUCUGGACGCGGUGGAGAAACUAUGCACUCUGACAUAUGGUCUGGGCGGAGAGAGUGUAUGCACUGUCGCGGAGAAGCUGCAUGCUGUGGCUCACUCGCUGCAGAUGGGUAUUCAGGGUCGAUGGCGAGCCAACACGUAUGACGGCCACAGGACCACCAAAGUGCCCAAUCAGGAACUGCAGCUGGUGCUGGACCUCAUCGUCACAGCCAAGGCCCUGUAUUCUCUGCUCAACAGGUGCCAUUACACAGAGCUGACAGGAUAUUCAGGCUUUAGGAACAUCCUUGACCUGUGUAAAGAUCUGGACUCCACCGUGCAGAAGGACACCACGCUGUUGGAGAAAGAGAAGGACCUCAUAUCAGUGAGUCGUCAGUUGGUGGCGAUAUGUGAUGACAUUCUGAGUUCUGCUCCUGAGGAUGCCCUGACUCACUCUUUUCAGCUGCAGAGUGUUGAUCUGGUGCCGGUCCAGCCCGGAGAACAACUGGGGAUUGAGAUCACCUCCACAUCCUCAAGCCAACACUACGUCUCUGGAACAGCUGCUGAGUUUCCAGCAGAUUCCUCUGUGAAGAUCUUUGCAGGUGAUGAGGUCAUAAAGGUGAACGAUCAGAUUGUGGUGGGCUGGAGCAGGAAGAACCUGGUGGCGAAGCUGCAGGAGAACCCAAAUGGUGUGUCACUGCUGCUGAGACGCCUCCCUACACUGUCUGUCAAAGACAGAGACAGAGACAGAGACAAGCCAAUCGUGAAGGUAGAAGACGACCCAGAAGAGGACGGGACAAAGAGACUCUCCUUGAUCGGUCGAGCGCCGGCGUCCGUGCGCUCGUACUCCUUCAGGACUGCUGUGUUGUCGCCUGAAGGGCAGCAGCUGACAGGACAGAAAGAGCCGGAAAUUAAAGAUCAAGGCCUUGAUGGGAAUCAGAGCAACAGUGCACAGAAACACCACCUGAUUACAGGUUCCGGAUUAGAGCGCAGGAGUACAUCUUUACUCAGUCUGGACUCGAGGACAAGAGUCGGAUCCUGGCCUGACAUGGGGGCCAGUGUGGAGGAAAAAGAGUCAACCAAGAGCUCCUUCAAAGGCACGCAGACGCGGACGGCGAUGAGUCGCAGGAGGGUGUCGUGUCGCGAGCUGGGCAUGCCCGACUGCGACGGGUGGUUGUGGAAGAAGAGGAAAGAGAUGAGUGUGUUCAUGACGCAGAAAUGGCAACGCUUCUGGUUUGUCCUUAAAGGGGUGACAAUCUACUGGUACACCAGCCAGCAGGAAGAGAAGGCGGUCGGGUUGGCGAAGAUCGGCAGCUACAGCAUCGAGAGUGCUGGAGAACACAAGAGAAAAUACGUGUUUCAAAUGUCUCACCCACGCUUCCAGAACUUCUUCUUCGCCGCGGAGAACGUGACCGAGAUGAGCAAGUGGAUCAACUGUCUGAUUAUCGCCAUCCAGAAAUAUAAGAAGUUUCAGCAGAAUCCAGCAGAUACUGAGACCGAGUGCUACAGUGAGACAGAGUCCGAGGAGGACGGCUCACAUUCGCCACGCCUCCUAAAGAAAAAAACCUCACCGAAGCUGCAGUCGAACACACUCCCUCGAGCUCUGGGCAAGAAAAUCAAACCACCAGGAGGCGGUACUGUAAACACAAUACCAGGAGGGGGCAGAAAAGCUACAGGAACGGUGGACGAGAUGGGCGAGCUGUUUAACAAGCUAAAGGAAGGAGGAGUGUCUCUGAUUGGCCAAAAUCAGCCCAUGACUCACGACCAACUGCGCAGGUCGUUCAUCCGACGGAACAAAAAUCCCGUCAUCAACGAGAAGGUCCACACGCUCCGCGCCCUUCAGAGCACGCUCAAGGCGAAGGAGGCGGAGCUACAGAUCAUCAAUAAGCUUCUGGAAGAUUCCGGUCUGACGCCGCAGACAUUCCGCCAGUGGAAGCAACUCAACGAGGACCUCUACCAGGAAAUUGAGAAAAUCGCCGUCGAGAAAAACCGUGACCAGUUGAACCCCGAAGUGAGAAGUUCCACCGCUGAUGACGACGGGGCGUGUCGACUCAGCCUGAGCGACGGAGAGCAGCUGGUGGACGCCGAGUUCCUUAGCGACGGAGACUCCGGCCUCGGGCCUGAACGCUUGGCUCUGGUGGGCGACACAGGGCGUAGCGAAAGAGCAGACAGCGGCUCCUCUGAAAGCUACUUCUUCAUCUGAGAUUCGUUAAUUUGAAUAGCCUCUUUUUCCGAAAGGGGCGGGACUUGUGCUGCUCUGUCGAGCGGAUUCUUAUAAGAAACGAUCGGUUUCUGCGACUUUCGGCGGAAUUUGUAUAUAUAUAUUUUUUUUUUAAGCUAACUCCCUAUUUCUAUUCUAUUCCAUUGCUAUUUCUAGGAGAAAUAGCUGGCUAAGGUUUCGCUCACAAUAUUUUCAGCGAAACUCCAGAAAAAUUAUGGAAUUAUCAAUCUUUCGAUCCAUAGGACAGUAGUGUUCCUGUGCAUCUUUAUCCCAAGAUGGAGCUCACAUCAGCAGCCCAAGUCCAGCGUGAUCAGUAUUUAUUUCCUCGCAGUACAGUUAACAUCCCAACUCCGACGCAGAAACAAAUUCUGACGGAAAGAACGCAUUGAAGACUCAAAGUGAAGCACCUGAACCUGGACUCAGGAAGGAGAAGAACAACAUCCCAGAUACGAGUUUCUAACUCAAACUCAUACGAGUCGAAAUUCAUGAUCGUUCCGAAAAAGUUUCAUUGUAAAUAAUCUUGUAAGAAAUUGUAUUUGUAUAUAUAUAAAAAAAAAAUAAUACAAAUAGAACAAAGUGCCCGCGCGGAUAUUUUACAGGGCCUUUAUUUUUGUAGGCAGUACAUUUUCGAGCGGCAAAUUUACAAUAUUUUAUAUGUUUUUUUUUCACGUUUGUCGAUUAUAUGUGCAAUGAGGCGGAGGAAAGGAAUUCGCGGAAACGCAUUACGUCACGGAACAAAACGAUGUAUCCAAUAGGAGUAUCGAGUGAUAUUUUGUAAGUUGUAUAUGUUAAAAGAAAUUUGAAUAAGUCUUGUUUUAUUGUAAAUAAAAUGCCCACCGUUUACCAAAGA
Molecule: messenger RNA, 3327 nt
Organism: Silurus meridionalis
Lineage: Eukaryota; Metazoa; Chordata; Actinopteri; Siluriformes; Siluridae
Gene: cnksr1
Product: connector enhancer of kinase suppressor of Ras 1
Exons: 21
Coding region: 105-2459 (784 amino acids)
Molecular function (GO): protein binding
Source: RefSeq, a predicted model, not a curated record